AUGUUUGGGUUGUGGCAGUCGGAGACGCCGGAGCAGACGAAGGCGAGGGAGACGAAGGCGAAGGCGGAAGCGAAGGCGAGGGAGACGAAGGCGAAGGCGGAAGCGAAGGCGAGGGAGACGAAGGCGAAGGAGGAAGCGCUUCUCAACGCUGCACGAGAUGGCAACUUGGCUACCGUCAUCUCCUCUCUCAACGACGGCGUCAACAUCGAGUGCUACAACAUCAAUGGUUCUACGCCACUGCACAGAGCAGCUUUAUGUGGUCGUUUGGAGAUUGUCCGCUUUUUGCUUGAAAAAGGCGCCAAGAUCGAAGCCAAAAACGACUACCUCGACACGCCACUGCACGAUGCCUCGUUAAACAAUAAAGUGGAGGUCGUUCGUCUUCUCUUGGCUUACGGCGCCAACGUCGAUGCGACAAACUUCUGGAAUCAAACGCCCCUCGUGGACGCUCAAGAAAAAGGUUUUGUCCAAGUCCAAGAGCCUUUGCGAACCGCCAUGCUUGCCAAGGCUCUGCGCGAAAAGCGCAUUCUGGACGCCAACAGUCUCCUUCGGCAAGAGAAGAUUAUCGUCAACCAUCAGGAGCCAGAUGGAACGACGUUGCUGCAUCUCGUACUAGCGAUGCAGGAUCUCAAACUGCUUGCAACCAUGCUUGAAAAAUCCAACCUCGAGAUCGACGCCACCGACUCGAGUGGGAGGACAGCGCUUGCCAUCGCACUUGCUACACGCAACAUCGAGGCAACCUACGCGCUCCUCCAAUCGAACGCGCAGCUUGACGCUGUGGACAAGAGCAUACUGGGAGCUCACAUGCACACUGUGGAAGCAGUCUUGCGCCACGCAGCAUCGACCAACAACAACGAGAUGGUGGCAGAGCUACUACAGCACGGCGCGAGCCCUGCGGCAACCAACGAGAAUGGCGAGACGGCGCUUCACUUUGCGGCUGCGAACGGCCACACUGCGAUCGUUCAAACGCUGCUGGAGAACGACAAGUCUCUGCUUGGUCUUUGCGACCAGAGUGGCAAUACGGCACUGCACGUGGCAGCCGAAAAGGCCAAGAAGGGUCACGUCGAUGCAGUCAACAAGGUCGACAAGACGACCAUGCUCAUGGCGGCGGCCACCAACAACCACGAAAGCGUCGUCAACGUCCUUCUCAGCUACCUCGUGUCGACGUUGAUCUUGGACGAUGCGUCGUACAAGGCAUUGACGACGCAUCGCAAGGAGCUGGUCGCGGCUCAAGGGUAUCUCGACCAGCGAAACGCGAUGCGCAAAACAACAGCCGAAAUCGCCUCCAACGCUGCAAAGCAGCUCAUCGAAAAUAGUGUGACGUCCUUGCAAACGAACCUCGAUCGUACUCGCCUCGCGAUGCAAUCCAAGAAAGCAGCACUAUCCAAAGCCAUGAAAACCCAAGAGUGGCCGAUGGUCAAGCGACUGCUCCUCGAAGGCGUCCCCGUCACGUCUCUCGACUUUCCGGGUGCCAUUGUGAACGCGAAUGACGCAGAGCUGCGUCACAUACUCGUGCGUGCGAUCGUGGAAGCAGACGAUUCGGUGCUGUUCCAAACGUUUUUACGUACUCUAGAACUGUCCAAGACGGCCCGGAACCAGCUGGCCCAAGUCGCGCUCGUGUUGGCGGUGACCAGCGUCAAGACGCUGUUUGUGAUGAACCUUCUCCGCAUGGCCGACGUGAACCUCGAUCUCGUCACGACGGAGGGGCCGUCGCCGUUGCAUCUAGCGGCCAAGAUUGGCUCUGUCCUAAUGCUAAGCAUGCUUCUGACAGCAUCACGCGCGGACGUCGACACGAUCAACGAGGGCUUCACAGCGCUGGCCAACGCGGUCCGCGAAGGGCACAUCGACGCUGCCAAGGUGCUGUUGAGCGCCAGCGCGAACCCAUCGUUUGUUCUGCCGUCUGGCCACACCAUUUUGGUCAUGGCCGUGCGGCGUGGGCACCAAGAGCUGGCUCAGCUGCUUUACGACAGCAUCUACACGAUCAUCCCAACCGUCACAUCGGCCGCCUUCUCGCCACUGGAGCGCUUGCCAAACGGCGGGUUCGGUGCCAUCGAGAAGGUUGCAUGGAAGAACAAAAGCAACGACGACAUUGUCAUCCGCAAGCGGCCUCUCCAAGCCGGAAGGUGUCGGUCGCCGUACUUGCUGCCGGCGCUGGCCAUCGUCGACAACCCGACGGACGGCGUACAACUAGUGACCGAGUGGAUGAGACAAGGGGACCUCUUUCACUACCUCAAGCGCUUGCGUACACCCUUGCCGAAUGAUGGUAUCGCGCUCGAUACUUUCGAAUUGUCGAUCGUCCAUGUCGCAUGGGUUAUCGCCAACGGACUUGCGUAUUUGCAUGCCAAGAACAUCAUCCACCGCGACCUCAAGAGCUCGAACGUCUUUCUCUGCGCCAAGCACGGAGUUGUCCUCGGUGACUUUGGCAUCGCGCGGGCUAUCGAAAAAGAAAUGACGGCGGGCGCAGGCACGGACGUUUGGAUGGCACCCGAAGUGCUCCGAGAAGAGAAUGAGGAAGUCCGUGUGUACGACGCCUCGGCCGACAUUUACUCGUUUGGCGUCAUCUUGACCGAGCUCGACACGGGCCACAAGCCAUUCGCGGACUCGCCUCUCAAGCCAUUUGAGAUUUUGAAUCGGGUCCGCCUCGGUACGCUGCGUCCGGCCAUGACCGACAACUCGGCCGACGGCCAAUGA
This is a messenger RNA of Saprolegnia diclina VS20, 2688 nucleotides long. RefSeq names its product TKL protein kinase. The record is from RefSeq and is a predicted model, not a curated record. Lineage: Eukaryota; Oomycota; Saprolegniomycetes; Saprolegniales; Saprolegniaceae. The transcript is spliced from 22 exons. The coding region runs from base 1 to 2688 and encodes 895 amino acids. Gene Ontology annotation, molecular function: ATP binding; protein binding; protein kinase activity. Gene Ontology annotation, biological process: protein phosphorylation.